Hermetia illucens (black soldier fly) is the source of this 2638-nucleotide messenger RNA. It is a transcript of the gene TBC1D5, whose product is annotated as TBC1 domain family member 5. The record is from RefSeq and is a predicted model, not a curated record. Gene Ontology annotation, biological process: activation of GTPase activity. Gene Ontology annotation, molecular function: GTPase activator activity. The transcript is spliced from 12 exons. NCBI's taxonomy places the organism in Eukaryota, Metazoa, Arthropoda, Insecta, Diptera, Stratiomyidae. The coding region runs from base 188 to 2434 and encodes 748 amino acids.
CGCAACACAACUCUUUGUGUCGCUGACAUUCGACGUUCACCGCCUCCUCUGUUUACAACUGCGAGUCCAAAUCUGGCCCAAGUACCGAACAAAGCCGGGACCUCUUAUCUCUUCUCGUCGCCGAUUUUCGCUUGCAACGACCUUAAUGGAUCUGUAGGAAACAGGAAACCCAUCCAGACAUUCGAGCAUGACAUCUUCCUCAACCGAAGUCCUUGAGGCGACAGAACUCUAUUCGCCGGGGGCGGGAGCGGACACUACGACCCAUUCGCCCACCGACAAGUAUAGGGCCGAGUGGAAUGACCUCAAGACUGAUUUGCUUCACAACAACUUAGAAAAACUGCGACAAUUGGCCUUCGACGGCGACCUAAAGGUAUCCAAAUUCAGGAGCAUAUGCUGGUCACUGCUAUUGCGGGUACUAAACGACGGCCCUGGCGACUGGGUUAAUCAACGAGAGAAACAGCGAACAGGAUACCUCAAACUUAAGGACGAAUUUGCCAAAAAUCCCCACACUGGAGCCGAUAAGAACGAUGACCCUCUAUCGCAAUCCCAACAGAGCCUCUGGAAUCAGUAUUUUGGCGAUCAAGAACUAUUGGCUGUUAUCAAACAAGAUGUUGUACGAACAUUCCCUGGAGUAGACUUUUUUCGCAAACCUCUGAUUCGAGAUACAAUGACAAAUAUUCUAUUCAACUAUGCCCGCGAACAUCCCUAUAUGUGCUAUCGUCAAGGCAUGCAUGAGAUUCUGGCACCGAUUCUGUUUGUCAUGCAUAGCGACCAUCAAGCGCUUCAACACGUCCAAGAAGUGACUAAAGAUAUCGAUCCAAUUUUAGCUGAUGUACUGGACCCACAGUAUUUGGAGUCUGACUGCUAUUGUAUAUUUUCUCGUGUCAUGUCCAAAAUCGAAUCCUACUAUCGCAUUGUCAACAUGGUUCCUAAUUCGCAGGGAUAUUUUCCAACCCAAUCUGAAUUACCGUCACCAGAUACGCCUUUACCUCCCGAAAAUGAAGUCAUCGGCCAACUGAACUUCAUUAGAGACAAGAUUCUCGCUAAAACUGAUCUCCACUUGCAUAAUCAUUUGUUGAAAUUAGAUAUUCCGUUGCAUAUUUUUGGAAUUCGAUGGCUUCGGCUCUUGUUUGGCCGUGAAUUCCAACUACAAGACUUACUCAUGCUCUGGGAUGCAAUUUUCGCCGACAGUGAUACAUUUGAUUUGCCAGAUUAUAUUUUAGUGGCAAUGCUAAUAAGAAUACGUGAUAAGCUUCUAUUGAGCGAUUACACGACAUGUUUAACACAUUUAAUGCGCUAUCCAAAUAAUGUUGAUAUUUCGUUGAUAUUACGACAUGCAUUGCAUAUGAAGAUUCCUCAAAAAUAUGAACUUCCUCCUGGUGCCUUUGUUUACGUUACAUCAAGACCUGAUAACAAAACCUCAUCCCAGCUUAAUAAAAACCAAAAUGCCGCAACUCUUCCCAGGCAAUCGGCAAAUUCAAAAGCAGUCUCGAAACAUAUAAAUCAAAAACCUCAAGCAACAUCUAGAAGCCGUGCGUCCUCAUUGAAUUCGAAUAGUAUCCAGUUAUCGUCAUCAUCUGCUUCUACAGAUAGUCAAUUGCAAAGCAAACUUCGUGAUUUACAGUAUUCUGCAAGUAGCAAUAUUGAACAUUUACCAACUAGUGGCGAAAUACGUGAGAACGAUAUACGUAUCGUGGACGGAUACCGAGAGAAUCGUUCGUCCCUACAGAGCCCCGAAGUGCUUCGUAUGGAACUUCAACAAGCCCAGAAAAUCCUAUACGUGGGUCGAUUACAAUUGAAGAAAUAUGCAGAAAUAUUACGGCGGCAUAUCCCGCAAAGUCAUUCCGAAGAGCUGAAUCAAACUUUAGAUGGAAUCGAGGAAUUGUGCUCAUUUUUGGAUGUUCGAUUUUCCGUUCCUGAUCCCCUUCGUGAACGUGUGGAUCCAGCACAUGAAGCCGAUGAAGCGAACAAUGCAAAAACAGAACACAAAACUCUGAAAGCUGCCGUUUCUAAAACCAGUGAUCCACAACCUGUUCCGAAAACACAAAAUUCAAAACGAAUUCAUCCAAGCGAGUCGCAAUCAAAGAAAGAAUUUGUGAAAAGUCUAGAUGAGGGAUCAUCGUUCGAAAUUCAAAUAGGAGAAAACGGUCUACCAUUAAAGAAAUCAAACGUAAAUCAACAUAAAGACAGUAAUGCCGAACUGAAACCCCUGUCAGGAGUGAGUCCAGAAGACGUUCCCAGUGUCUCCUCAAGCUCAUCCGGAACACGGUAUGAAAUUCCUGACAAUGGAUUUAUGAAGAAGUCGAAAAAAAUCCUUGGUGCUCGAAAGGAAGUUGAAUUGACAUUGUUCCGACAAACAAACUGUGAUGACAAAGAAGGUGUUCCAACUGCCGAUCCAGUUGGAAGUCGCGAGAACGACGACGAAGACGAGUAGCUUGGUUAAGGAAAGUAUUCAUAUUAUUAUUGCACUUUUAAAUAUUUUUUUUAUAGAAAGAGGAGAUUUUUACUCUUCUCUUAGUCUUUCUUUCUGUUUGGUGUCUCUGUAACGAUAUAAUUGAGAGUUCCAAAUAUAUAUUAUUUGAAACUUAUUGAAAAAUGCAAGUCUGGUUUUUGUGAAUAAAUUCCGAAAAAACAUAUA